UGUCUGAAGCUGCUGUACCACUUGGUGACACAACCAAUGCGUUUCUGCAUGCUUCCUACAUUUCAUGCCCGGGGGUGAACUCCUGAGGAGCGGAUGACGAAACAAAUUUUGCUUUUGUUCACAUUCAGAGGACUAAUACGCAAAGGAAAAAAGGGGAAAAAAAGAAAAUGGCCAGUUUUAUAUUACGGAAAGCUGAACCCAACGACGUAUCCGAUAUCAUGCGACUCAUAAAGGAACUUGCGAAAUAUGAGGAGAUGGAGGAGAAGGUCAUGCUGACUGAGAAAGAUCUACUUGAAGACGGCUUUGGAGAUCAUCCGUUCUACCACUGCUUAGUUGCUGAAGUCCCAAAGAACCAGAGCUCGGAGGGAUACACUGUGAUUGGCUUUGCUAUGUACUACUUCACAUAUGACCCUUGGACUGGAAAGCUGCUUUACUUGGAGGACUUCUAUGUCAUGCAGGAAUUUCGUGGUUUUGGCAUUGGUUCACAAAUCCUGAAGGUUCUGAGUGAGACGGCAGUGAAGACUCGCUGCAGCGGCAUGCACUUCAUCGUAGCAGAAAACAACACAAAGUCCAUUGAGUUCUACAAGCGAAGAGGAGCGGCUGAUCUCUCCUCUGAGGAGGGCUGGCGUCUUUUUGAGAUUGAAAAGGAGGAUCUGUUGAAAAUGACUGCCAAAUAAGAGUUUACUGUUUAUUGACUGUUAUUAAUUAUAAUAAUCAUGAUUUGUUUGGUCAGUGAUUUGGCAAAGUCUUAAUAAAAUCAUUGUGAAAUCAACUGUUAUCAUUAAUCGGAAAUUUAGAAAGACCUCUGCUGACGAGUGUAUGAACACAGAGGUCUGGAUAUAACUAUCCCGAAUCAUCAUCCUUGAUCAUUUUGAAACUACUCUGUUUUAUGUUUCUAUAUUUUGUUGGAGUGAUUAUUUUCAGAGGGAGUGUUUUUGUGUACCGUUAAUAUUUUGUACUGCCUUAAAAUAAAUCUAUACAUUUUGAACUA
Messenger RNA from Epinephelus lanceolatus (giant grouper), 991 nucleotides. RefSeq names its product diamine acetyltransferase 1-like. Lineage: Eukaryota; Metazoa; Chordata; Actinopteri; Perciformes; Serranidae. The record is from RefSeq and is a predicted model, not a curated record. Gene Ontology annotation, molecular function: spermidine binding; diamine N-acetyltransferase activity.